This is a messenger RNA of Dicrocoelium dendriticum, 1154 nucleotides long. NCBI's taxonomy places the organism in Eukaryota, Metazoa, Platyhelminthes, Trematoda, Plagiorchiida, Dicrocoeliidae. The record is from the annotation of a GenBank genome assembly.
GUCGAAUGCGUGCUACUAUGGCGGCUAUUUAUAUAAACGUCUGUGUGCAAAGUGGUACCAGAGUGGUGACACAGGUUGGAGCGUUCUUCACUGUGGCUUACUGAGAGAUGAGGUUACUGUCCUCCUUAUUUGUUGGUUCUUGGCUUAUUGCUUUGGCGCCUGAAAAUUUUUCGAACAAGAAUUUAGCGUAUGGAUUCUGGUCAGAUGGAAAUAUGCCCUGCAAGAACCUUGGGGAAUUCUGUCGCAAAUUGCCAAUGGGACAGCGUUGUUGCGGAACAACAAGUUGUGACUUGUACGGCUUUUUUAAAGGUACAUGCGUACGAUGUAUCCCAAGCGGAAGAUUUUGCCUCCGAUCUGGUGAAUGUUGCAGCGGAUCCUGUCGCUUUUUCCGCUGUUGUUCAGAAUGCAAAAGUAAAAUAUAACAGUCUUUGGUGAGGAAUUACUUGAGAUCACACUACGUUCAGCGUUGGUUUAGACAGUUUCUCGUUAAAGUGCCGUGCUGGUCGGAAUUUUUUCGUUGCUCCUGACUUUUCAAGUUUUCGGAUUCCAAUUUUUUUGCAUGUCGACCUGGCUACACUCAUUCCAUCGGGCUCGAUCAGGCCUUCCCAUUGCACAAACGUACUAGAGGGUGCUAUUAACGGAUCAACGUCUAACGUUCGCUUCCAAUUUUAGCUGAGUUUCAGGGCAGUCGUUCGCCUACAAGUGCAUCACUUUCUACCUUCAUCAAGAUCCUUGGAGUUAUCGGAAAGCCUAUUGCGAUGUUUACUCCAAGAGACCUAAACCAACCCUGUCGAUAGCUGCAUAAGGCGUCUAGAAGCAGUUACAUCUUCGUACACUGCCUUCCUUGACCAAGAGUUCACACGCGGCAUUGCGAAUCGCGCUCUGGCGAACGCACGCAAAUCUCUGUCGGGCACGAUUUCUACGUGUGCGCUUAUUGGAACUCGCGGCGUAACGUGACGCAUCAGGCCACGGAGUUGACCUCAGAGCGGUCGAUUACUGAAGGACAAUCUAUUCUUGGUGGAAUCUGGACAAUUGAGCGCACUUGCAUCCGUUUGGUUUGUCUCGCUCGUUGCAUCUGAAACAGUGGCAUUUUUGUACCCGUGUAAUUCCCGUGCAUUUUAGAUAGGUGUAAGCUCUAAAAUCCUAGUCUGUAU